AUGCGGGUAUUCGCCAUGGAUUCCGGCUUCUUCCUGGUCCGCCCCACUGCUCCCGCUUUAGAGCUCUUUGAUCGGGUGGCGGCUCGGCUGGGAGCGGCAUCGAGAGGAGGGGGCGGGAUUUCGGGGCUGGUGAGCCCUCUGGUGGUGUUUAAUGAGGAGAUGUUCUACCCCUCGCGGCCGGACUACAAGGGCGUGUUCAUCUCCCGGCGUGUGCUGGACAUCCAUCGGUUUAUCAACUCUAAGGUACUGUUCAAGGAGCUCAAGCGGGACUAUGGCAGGCUGCAGUCUUUGGCGAAAGUUGAUGCGGAGCAAAGCGCGGCAUUCGAGGCGUGGUGGAACGUUUUCGUGGUGGGACCGCACGUGCAAGGUGGGGAGAAGGGUACUGCAGUAGCUGAUGUGGCUGGUGAUGCGGCGGAGGCGGAGAGUUCUAAGGGAAAUCGACGAGCAGCAGCAGAAACAGAUGAUGAUGAGGAAGAUGAAGAAGCAGCAGCAGCAUCAGAAACAGAUGAUGAUGAGGAAGAUGAAGAAGCAGCAGCAGCAGCAGCAUCAGAAACAGAUGAUGAUGAGGAAGAUGAAGAAGAAGCAGCAGCAGCAGCAGCAGCAGCAGCAGCAGCAGCAGCAGCAGCAGCAGCAGCAGAAACAGAUGGUGAUGAGGAAGAUGAAGAAGCAGCAGCAGCAGCAGCAGCAGCAGCAGCAGAAACAGAUGAUGAUGAGGAAGAUGAAGAAGCAGCAGCAGCAGCAGCAGCAGCAGCAGCAGCAGCAGCAGCAGCAGCAGCAGAAACAGAUGAUGAUGAGGAAGAUGAAGAAGCAGCAGCAGCAGCAGCAGCAGCAGAAACAGAUGAUGAUGAGGAAGAUGAAGAAGCAGCAGCAGCGGUAGCAGGAGGAGGAGAUGAGGAGUCUGCCAGUGGUUCUUCACCUGAGGCUUCCGACAGAGAUGUGGGGUCCGUGGGAGAGCAGCGGAGGGGAAAGAGGAAGUCUGCAGAGGAAUCAAGAGAUGAGAAAAGGAUGAAAAGGCGUAGCAAGGGGUGA
Closterium sp. Naga37s-1 is the source of this 1029-nucleotide messenger RNA. The record is from the annotation of a GenBank genome assembly. Lineage: Eukaryota; Viridiplantae; Streptophyta; Zygnematophyceae; Desmidiales; Closteriaceae.